Molecule: messenger RNA, 2493 nt
Organism: Triplophysa rosa
Lineage: Eukaryota; Metazoa; Chordata; Actinopteri; Cypriniformes; Nemacheilidae
Gene: twf1b
Product: twinfilin actin-binding protein 1b
Exons: 9
Coding region: 46-1095 (349 amino acids)
Biological process (GO): actin filament depolymerization; barbed-end actin filament capping; regulation of lamellipodium assembly
Cellular component (GO): actin filament; myofibril; cytoplasm
Molecular function (GO): actin monomer binding; actin filament binding
Source: RefSeq, a predicted model, not a curated record
UCUGCGACUUCCGUGUUCUUUCACUACUACCAUCAAGCAGGCAGAAUGUCUCAUCAAACCGGCAUCCAAGCUACCGGGGAAGUGAAAGAAAUCUUUGGAAAGGCUCGGAAUGGAGAAUAUCGGCUGAUCAAAAUAGUCAUUGAAAAUGAGAAGCUGGUUCUUGGCGGAAGCAAGCGGGCUUCCAAGAAGUGGGAUCAGGAGUGGGACAGCUAUGUUCUCCCUCUUGUGGAGGAUGACAUGCCAUCGUACCUUCUUUACAGACUAGACACCACCAAUAACCAGGGUUAUGAGUGGAUCUUUCUGGCCUGGUCUCCAGACCACUCACCAGUCCGACAAAAGAUGUUAUAUGCUGCCACGAGGGCAACACUGAAGAAAGAGUUUGGUGGUGGCCACAUUAAAGACGAGAUUUUUGGCACAGUGAAGGAUGAUGUGUCUCUAAACGGCUAUAAAAAGUACCUCACCUCCCAGGCGGCGCCUUUGCCUCUGACGGCCGCGGAAGAAGAACUGAGGCAAAUUAAACUCAAUGAGCUGCAGACAGACAUCCAUGUUGACACAAAGCAGCAGACGCUUCAAGGCAUGGCGUUCCCGAUGCAGAGGGAAGCUAUCCAAGCCCUGGAACAGUUCAGGGAGAAAAGACUCAACUAUGUUCAACUGGAAAUUGAUUUUCCUAAAGAAUCCAUAACGUUGUCCAGCACGACCCUUACAGAAUUGAGAGAUCUGCCAAAAAGGAUUCCUCAAGAUGCGGCUAGAUAUCACUUCUUUCUCUACAAACACAAUCAUGAAGGAGACUACCUUGAGUCCACAGUGUUUAUCUACUCUAUGCCUGGUUAUAAAUGCAGCAUCAAAGAGAGAAUGCUAUAUUCAAGCUGCAAGAACCCUCUUAUUGACACAGUGGAGAAAAAUCUGGGCAUCGAAAUUGCGAAAAAGUUGGAGAUUGACAAUGGUGAUGAACUUACUAGUGACUUCCUUUAUGAAGAAGUCCAUCCCAAGCAGCAUGCGCACAAGCAAGCUUUUGCCAAGCCCAAGGGCCCAACUGGAAAAAAAGGGGGACGCAGAAUCACGCGAGCACCAGGCGAUGGCGCCGAUGACGAUUAAAUUCCAGGAUCGACAGUAGUACAUUCCACCUAGUCUAAAGAACCCAGUCCUUAUAUCGAAUGCCCAGUUUACCUCGAGUCAUAUACACCACAGCCCUGUAGACUGAUCUAUGCACAAAAAACAACACUAAGCCUGUGAAUUUAUUUUUGUAGCUUGCAAUACAAUGUGCUACGAGGAGAAAACAGGUUGCGGUACACAAGAAUGUAUUUACAAAGCUAAUGCCACCUGUGCUGUUCCUAGUUUUAACGCUAUUACGAUGUUUAUUUGCAUAAUGUAGACUGACUUAUUUGUUUAGGCCAGGUUACAUAGAUACAGAGUGCAAUAUCGUUAAAAUAGAUACUCGUAUAGAUGUUCCAGAGGAUAUUUUUUAGAAACAACUUUUUUCCAGGGUACGGUUUCCCAUAAAUAGAUAUGUAGUCUAGCCCAGGUAUAAAUUGGAUUUUAAACAAUGGGUUUCCAGUCAAAUUAAAUUUUAGCCGAAGACUAAUGUUAAAAUUCAUCUGGGAAAUUGGUACUAGAACAGGGUCAUUUGCUCCAGGAUUAUACUUGAUUUCUGUUUGGGAAACAAGCCUGGAAAGUUAAGCAGUGUGUGGCAGGUCUAGUCUUGUGUAGUUGUUUGACCCUGAUCAUGGAGGUCAGCUAUGUUUUAUAAGUCACUAUAAGCAUAAUUAACUUUCUGAUUGAUAGUCUAGUGUUCCGAUUAAAAAUGAAAGGCCCCAGCUUCUAAAGAGCAAAUAGAUUAGUAAAAGUAAUUUCAUCAGUAUUUGCUUGCCCUUGUAGCUCUCGUGUUAAGAUUAUUUUAAUGAAGGAUUUGCCAAGAAUAAUGUGCUGAAAAUGUUCCAAUACCUUCUCCUUCUUUUUUUAUAUGUUUUAAGUUUAAAUUGAUGUGAUUUUUAACAUAGAACUGUUUAAUUGUAUUGAAAUUAAAUGAAUUGAUCAUGAUGAAACAGAAAUCUGAAGUAAUGCUGUCUGCAUCUUAGCUACUUUUCCGCAUUCUUCUGGUAAAAACUAAACACACAGAGACACUAUUUUUAUAAACCUGUACAGCUGUAUGUUGAGAAUGUCUGACAUAUUGAAAUGUCCAUGGUUUCAGGUUUAUGGCUAUCUUGUCUGUCUGAGGAAAUGUUUUACAUGUCAACUAAUGGCCUGCUUCCAUUUCAUUGCAUUUGCCAUUUGCAGCCACAAUAAUGUAUAGUGCAUGCAGUUCACUUUAUAGAUUGAAAGUUGUUGAAACCACUCAUAACGGAAGGGACUACAAAUCACAGAAUCCUGGUAUUUCGUGAACCACUAUUACCAUUUCUCCUAUGUGAAGGUAUUAUGAAGUCUUGAAUGGAACCAAUUCAAAGUCUUAAAUGUCUUUUUCUAUGCAUUGUAUAUAAAAGAGGGAGAUAGAAAAAA